AUGUCCUCCCUUCGCAGUGGCCCCAAGAGGCAGGGUCGAAUCAAUCCGAAGCAAAUCUCGGCCCCAAUCGCUCAAGAUGCCGGGAUAUCGCAGCGGGGGCCACCUCCCGGUCCAGGAGGUCCUCCACCGAGGCCCAGUGCCGAUCUUGCUCCCGAUGCUCGCCGUCGGCCUGCGCCCCAGGGCGGCAAGGUGAACUUCGACCUCGUCAAGCGCCGCUACUCGACUCGAUUCAACAACAAUCAGCCCAUCAACUUUGACCUGAGCACGCCGCCCAUGCCUAAUGCGAGCGCUUUUGACGGAUACAGGCCGCAGGAUAGAGACAGGUCUCGCAAUCGAGAGCGAUCGCGCACGAGGGAGCGUGGUGGAGAUCGGGACAGGGAGCGCCGGCCACCCCCUUCCCGCGGUGGAGGCAAUGUGCCCGCGGUUGACCUAAAGGACCUGCGGGACCCCAAGUUCAAUGCCGAGCAAUAUGUUUCUGAAGCGCUCGCAGACGUGGACGAAGAUCAGAUUCGAGACUUUGAGGAUACUCUCCAGAAGCUCAAACAACGCGCCGCUACUGAUCUCCAGCAAAACGUUCUCCAGAACCGUACGCAGUUCAUCAAGAUCAGCAAGGAGGCAGAGAAACUCAAGGGGGAGAUGAGGACGCUGAGGAACCUGAUGGCGGAGCUCAAGGCCAACACGACAGCGCUCCGCACCAGCUCAACGACGGCUGCGGCAGGCGGGGACCUGGCGCUCGACGGGGAGCUGACGUCGACGAUGAGCAAGCGCGACAAGCGGAGUUCCGUGGCCGAUAGGAGCGCGCUAUGGAACUCGCAGAUGCAAGCUCUGUACAAGAACGUGGAAGGGUCGCAAAAGUUCCUUCCCAACGCGUCGGGCCGGCACGUCAUCCAAAACGCGGGCCCGUGGAUCGAGCUGGACAACGCAACCUACAAGUCCCGGCGCGCCAUGCAAAUUUUCCUCCUCAACGACCAUCUCCUGAUCGCGUCGCGCAAGAAGAGGAAGACGGAAGGAGGCGGCGUGGACAACCGCGGGCCCGUGGUCAAGCUAGUGGCGGACCGGUGCUGGCCGCUGCUGGACAUUGAGAUUGUGGACAUGGCCGGGUCUGGGGACUCGUCGACGAGCCGGACCAAGCUCGCCGACACCAUCAUGGUCCGGGGCAUGGGCCAGGACUCCUUCAUCUACCGGACGGAGAAGCCCGAGGACCCGGAGAAAGGAAGCCUACUCCUCAACAUUCGAAAGGCGGUCGAGGAGCUCAAGAAGAGCCUGCGCUCCGAGAUGGAGGCCAACAACAAGGCCAAGGAGACCAUCAACUACUUUGCCUCGCGCGACCCGGGCCUCCUGCAAAAGACGGAGCUCCUGGAGACGCUGUCCGACAUCAAGGACAUGCUCAUCGAGGUGGACGGGAAGCAGCAGAACCUGCGGUGGGUCGAGAGCCAGAUGGACGAGCUCGACAUCGACAUCGCCCUCCAGAAUCUCGAGCCGGCCGUGGCCCGGGUGGAGAAGCUCAAGAACCUGUCCCGGAGCCUCAAGAACAAUGCCGUGGCCCAGGACUUUAUCAACUUCAAGGUCGAGGAGCGGUGCGCGCGGCUGUCGGCGCUCAUCACGCGGGAGCUCGAGGCUUCGCACAAUGAGCAGUCCAAGACGCGACGCAACGUCGACUGGCUGACCCGCCUCGGCUUCGAGGACGGGGCGAGGGAGGCGUAUCUUACGGCGCGAAGCGAUAUUAUCCAAAAGCGUUCGAGGCAAUGCAUCUUCCAGGGCGAUCUGCACCUCUACAUCUGGGAGGUGUCCUACGUGUACUUCCAAAUCAUCCGCAACACGGUCCUCUGCUUCCAGGCGUGCUUCCCGCCGUCCAUGAUGAGCGCGUGCGUCAAGUGGGCCAAGACGGAGGUGGAGGCCUUCAACGUGAUUCUGGCUAGGCAGCUCAGCGGGACGGAACGCGAUAGCCCGGUGUGGAAGGAGUGCAUGGAGAGGGCGCACGAGCACGCGAGGCUGCUGUCCGAGGUCGGGCUCGACUUCCGCAACCUCGUGGGCAAGGAACUCAAGCAAGGUGCCAAGGGAGCCAGCAGCCCUGCAGGGCUGGGCCUCAAGUAA
Messenger RNA from Parascedosporium putredinis, 2094 nucleotides. NCBI's taxonomy places the organism in Eukaryota, Fungi, Ascomycota, Sordariomycetes, Microascales, Microascaceae. The record is from the annotation of a GenBank genome assembly.